AUGGACGCAACCGAUGAGAAUGAAACCACAGUCUUGUUUGACCUUAUCCACCAAUGUCUUACUUCAUUUGACCGUGUAGUCAAAUGUAAUGGCGCUGUACUCUUGACACGAUCGCUUGAGCCACAUGAUAGUACGAAAAUUGGACGGACGCCAGUACGGACGCCCUUUAACUUCCUGGGUCUCAGGAACAGGUUCUCCUUCUGGAUUGAUUCUAUCGGAGCUUUUUCCGUCAAGGAACCGACGUUGGAUCAAAGAUUACAAGGCUGCGGCAGUGUCUCUGCAAACAUAGCCAACUCGUUAAAUACAAUUCUCAAGAAUUUGCAUCGCGACCCGAGAGUGGUACGAUUCCUUCAAACGAGGCAUGCACGCCAGCACAAGAGGCCUUUCUAUCAAGAUGGGACCAUCAUUGUCAGUUAUUCGCAUGAGGAAAACCUCGGCGAAAUUUCUCCAAUACUGAGACUCGACAAGACAAACUCAAGAGGAUAUGAUGUUUCAUUCCCAGCCGCCCGUAACAAACUUUGUCGACAAUUAGGAGAUGACAUAGCUGCCAGACGCCUAAUACUGAUGCAAACAAAACGACAAUCAAGACGACGCGCUGUAAAGCGGCCGCUUGAGACCAUGCCCCUCAGCAAUAAAGACAAAGCUGAUGACCCGAACCCGGCACAGCCGGCCAAACGUCGAGACAAAGACAGAAGCGGAUCGUAUCCGAUAGUUAUAACAGGCCUCACCAACGAUUCUCUACCAGAUCCACGAGAACUAUCAGUGGGGCGACUUCACACACCACCUAAAAAGGCUCUUCCAACACUCGUGAGCAAUAUGGGCACAGCGAAGCAAGACUCUUUCAUUUAUCCGCCACUUCCCAAGGUUACUCCUGGGGCGACGUAUGUCCGAUGCCCGUUUUGCCUAAUGGCAUUGGAAAUUGGAGGUUCUGAACAAGACAACAUGAAUAACUGGAAAAGUCAUAUAGACCAAGAUGUUGAGCCGUAUGGCUGCAUUUCUCCGGAAUGUUCUCAGUCUCUUCUUUUCUUUGUUCAUCGUCGUGACUGGGAGUCCCACAUGGAGUCAGCACAUUCAAAGGACUGGUUGCGAAAGGUCCACGCACUGACAUGGUUCUGUGAUUUUGGCCAUGACCCUCCUGUCAUGUUUCAAACAGAAGUACUGUGGAAAGAACAUAUGGUGGACCCUAAAUCGCAUUCAAGUCGAUGGAGAAUGCCCACUCCAUUCCAGCUUGUCGCUCUGUCUUCGCAGCGGCAACGAAUUACACCUCGCGACCAAUUCGAAUGUCCACUAUGCGAACGGGUUCCCGAUGAACUCUCGGAAAUGGUGGCAAACAGCGAAGGAGAUCUGACAGCAAUGCACAAUAUUGUCGUGUCACAUGUAGCAGGCCAUAUCAAAUCACUAUCUAUGAUGGCCCUACCGUCUCUGGAUGUUUCUGCCGAGGGAAUAAGGGACAAUGACAACGACUCGUUGCUUUUCGCCCGGGGUUCCUUCCAAAAACUAUCGAACCCAGACUCAAUUGCUCAACCACCCAGUGGUCGAGACUACAUGGAGGAUGAUACCUUGCCUUCCCUACCAUGGUCGUUUGAGGAUCGUGACAGUAUUGCAUCAGUAUUGCAUGACCACAGCAUGUCCUGGGAUGACGAGUUCCCUGACUAUACACAGCCAGAAGCCCCACCCGAGUCAGCCGAGGAGCAUUGGCUUGAAGAAUGGGCCUUGUGGGAGAAUGAGCAUGACCCUGCAUUGCACGAAUAUCCAGAGAAUGACCCGAUUCUGACUCAUUUCAGAAUAUUACAGAAACCUGACUUUUUUGUCAACGCACAAGAUGGAACAAGGACAGAGUUAUCUUUUGCUGCACAAUUUGGUGACAUUGAUGCAGUCAAUCGCCUGUUGACCUUGGGUGUGGAUAUCGACUUGGCGGACCAAGAUGGUCAAACUCCAUUGUUAUGGGCAGCAUAUAAAGGACAUGAAGCCAUUGUGCAAUUACUCCUUAAAAACGCCGCACGAGUUGAGAAAGCUGACCGAGUCUAUGGCCGCACACCUUUGUCAUGGGCUGCGUCGAAAGGACACCAAGAUGUGGUACGUUUACUUCUAAGUAAUGGAGCAAACGUAAAUGCUGUUGACAACUCACAACGAACACCACUGUCCUGGGCAGCCUCCAGAGGCCAUUUGAAUACGAUACGCCACCUAAUCGAGGCCGGUGCAGACAAAGAGUUGGCAGACUCUGGAUCAGGGCGAACCCCACUCUCAUGGGCUGUGUCAAACGACCAGGAAGCGGUUGUGAAGCUGCUUCUCAAACAAGGCGUUGGGUUCGACACACUCGAUGAAUCCCACCGAGCACAGCUUUCUUGGUCUGCAGAGUAA
Fusarium graminearum PH-1 is the source of this 2361-nucleotide messenger RNA. RefSeq lists its product as uncharacterized. NCBI's taxonomy places the organism in Eukaryota, Fungi, Ascomycota, Sordariomycetes, Hypocreales, Nectriaceae. The record is from RefSeq and is a predicted model, not a curated record. Gene Ontology annotation, cellular component: nucleus. Gene Ontology annotation, biological process: positive regulation of transcription by RNA polymerase II. Gene Ontology annotation, molecular function: protein binding; transcription cis-regulatory region binding. The transcript has 4 exons. The coding region runs from base 1 to 2361 and encodes 786 amino acids.